AUGGAUAUGAAUGAGAGAAGCAUUCGUCCUGAUGCCCAUGUUUACAACACUCACAUUUAUGCCUUUUGCACUCACAACAAUCUAACAAAAGUAUUUUUGUUGGUGAGGGAAAUGAUGGAUAAAAUCAAAGAGCAAACGUCGUACACUCACACUAUCAUGUUGCAUGCACUUUGUGAAAAGGGUAGGAUGGAACAAGCUUAUGCACAAUUGAGUGCGAUGAUUAAAGAUGGUGUGUUUCCCGAUGUUGUAACUUGCAGUGUUUUGAUUCAAGACCUUGGACUCAGCUCUGAAGUUCAAUACCCCUAUGAAGGUGUUGACGGAACAUGCAAAACAAACAAAGCAUCCACCCAUGCCGUUACCAUUACCGGGUAUGAAGAUGUCCCUGCCAACAAUGAUGAACUGCCACUACAAAAAGCUAUGGCAAAUCAACCAAUUUCUGUAGCCAUUGAUGCUAGUGGGUCUGACUUUCAAUUUUACAACAGCGGUGUCUUUACUGGUUCAUGCAGCACUGAGUUGGAUCAUGGUGUCACCGCAGUUGGUUAUGGUAUCGGUAAUGAUGGAACCAAGUAUUGGUUGGUUAAGAACUCGUGGGGAGCUGAUUGGGGUGAAGAAGGAUACAUUAGAAUGCAAAGAGCAAUUGAUGCUGCUGAAGGACUUUGUGGCAUUGCAAUGCAAGCAUCUUAUCCUACCGCUUAA
Messenger RNA from Trifolium pratense (red clover), 696 nucleotides. RefSeq names its product vignain-like. Lineage: Eukaryota; Viridiplantae; Streptophyta; Magnoliopsida; Fabales; Fabaceae. Gene Ontology annotation, cellular component: lysosome. Gene Ontology annotation, molecular function: cysteine-type endopeptidase activity. The coding region runs from base 1 to 696 and encodes 231 amino acids. The record is from RefSeq and is a predicted model, not a curated record. The transcript is spliced from 2 exons.